Symsagittifera roscoffensis is the source of this 1149-nucleotide messenger RNA. RefSeq lists its product as uncharacterized. The transcript has 2 exons. The record is from RefSeq and is a predicted model, not a curated record. NCBI's taxonomy places the organism in Eukaryota, Metazoa, Xenacoelomorpha, Acoela, Convolutidae. The coding region runs from base 143 to 1081 and encodes 312 amino acids.
UGUUCUGGUUACAUGACUGAAUAUUUGCUUCAGUACAGUUUGAACAAACAGAUUCUAUACGUAUCACUAGUUAUUUAAUCUUUGAAUAAAUUACUGUGCACAUUUUGUAGACUUUUCUGAGAAAUUGAUAAAAGUGCCGCUAAUGGCAACUUAUGAAGAAAAAUUCGAACACAAUCAACAUUGUGAAGCAUUUAUAUGUUGUCAAAAGUGCGAUUUCCACGCCACGACUUUCGACAGUGAUGGUCAUCCCGAAUUUGUUAUCGAGGACGAAGGCUAUCUUUGGUGUCCUAACAACCACAGGCUGUUCCGCUCGUUUUGCGAAGUUUGCGCGGGAACCUACACCCACUUUUACAGAAAUAGAAACCGAGUUCUUUGUGUUUCCUGUGAUUAUCCGGUUUUCAUAUUUAAACUACCUUUGCUGGACCAUUUUGAUUUUCUGGAUUACAAAUUUGACUUGACUGUUUUGGAAAGAGAAAUUUGUUGUGAAAGACACAACUGUUCCAAUUCUAGCCUGCGUGAGUUCCAAAUUAUACCCAUUGACGAUAAAAUACUGUCGCUCACAUGUCAUAAAUGUGACUUGGAACAAAUUAUUGUCCCUACAGAUCAACAGGAAAAAGACUGUGGAACUGCGAACGAUUUUUACCAAGGGGGAGGUUGUUCACGCGAUGAAAUGGAUCUAAGAAAAAAUUGGGAUGCGCCACAGAAAUAUCCCGGAGGCGCACUUGAGAUAGUUCAGAAUGGAGCAAAGACCGGAUUCUUCUCGAAGUUGAAAGCCGUGACCAUGCCGGUGUUCAGGACGCUGUUUAAUAUCGGAAGGCGAACAUUCAAACCAGUGGCUAAGUUAGCUUUAAGUGCAGCAGCACCGAUUCUCGGGCCUCUGGGAACUACGGUCGGGUUGACGCUGGUAGAGAUAGCAGGACACUUAUUGGAACAGUUUGCUCAGGAAAAGGAUGAUGGAGACAAGAAACCAAUCCAGGAAAUCAUGAAAGAGCUUCUCCCCUUUUUAGAAGACCACGUUGUAGAACAGGUGCUUAAAAUAUUGGGAAAAAAAUCAGUUGCCAAGGGAAUUAAGGAUCGUUAAAACUAGCGAAAGACUAUUUUGAUAUAAAAUUGGAUACGAAAAAAGGUAUAUAUACAUUUAGAACUCGA